Messenger RNA from Lutzomyia longipalpis, 4397 nucleotides. RefSeq names its product facilitated trehalose transporter Tret1 (gene Tret1-1). Bases 943 to 3300 code for a protein of 785 amino acids. Gene Ontology annotation, cellular component: membrane. The record is from RefSeq and is a predicted model, not a curated record. Gene Ontology annotation, molecular function: sugar transmembrane transporter activity. The transcript has 7 exons. NCBI's taxonomy places the organism in Eukaryota, Metazoa, Arthropoda, Insecta, Diptera, Psychodidae. Gene Ontology annotation, biological process: transmembrane transport; carbohydrate transport.
GUUCAUAUACUAAAUAUCACGGAACAGCAAACUUUUUACCGCGAACAAUUUCUACGGCCAAUUCUCUUAAAGACUUCAAUCGUUUCAUUGAAGAUAUCGGUUGGAUUAAUUAUUUCGAUAAAAUAUUUGCACAGUUUGCAAAUUAAAUUUGGAUGUACUUAAUUGAUUCAAAUAACGAACAUUUGUAGAGAUUCAAUAGUGCCUCCUGCAUUAUAUAGGAAAUGUUUGUGAGACGAAUUUCGUGACUUUCGACACAAUCUCUCCAGAAGUUUCUAUUUUGUUAUUGAUCUGUGGCCGUGGUGCUUCUUUUUUUGCGAAGAACACCACUUAAAAAAAUCGCAUGUGGUUAAUUUGAAAGACAAAUUUUAAAUACUGCCAGAUAGAAAGAGUUAAAAAAUAAACUUUUCGUGGGCAAUGAACAAACGAGGACUAUCAGUAAAUUCUUUAAGUAAAUACCAUUCAACUUUACGUAAUUAUACGAGAGACACGAAAAGAUGUGGAUUUCUUAUUUAAAAGGUCAUCCCAGUGUUUGCAUUUUUAUGCCAAUUCAGUGAAAUUAAAAGAAAAAAAGUGAUCAAAGAAAUUGCGCAUAGGUGAAGAGCAUACCUUGAAUGGGAAACUGAUAAGACGGUGCAAAAAGAGCGACGAAUUUAGUAAAUUGGCCAAUUGUGAAAAUCCAAAAAUAAAUUGCGAGUAUUACUGAUUUUUUUUAAUCAUCUUCUAAAGUGCUCUGAGCUCUGUGAACUUGAAAUAAAAAAAAAACUUAAAGCUCAUACCCUGGAGUCGGGACAUCAACCAAAGUGUGGUGAAUUUCACAUUUUACAGUAAAGUUGUGACUUUUCAAAAGACUCAAAUCAGUUGAUGAGACAAUUCCAUUAAAAGGGAUUGCAACGAAUUAAUUUUUUCACCCCUGAAUUAAUACACAAAAAAAACCUCGUCAAAAUGAGUGGAAAUCAGAGGCAUGGAAGCCAAAGCGGCAUGGGGAAGCUUAUGGAUAAAAUCAAGAAAAUUGCUUCAGAUGGGGAUGAAUCCCAUCAUGGGUAUCAACGAGUCGAAGCUGAGGAUGGGACACUGACUGCAUCGAACACGUCCACGAGCUUAGACACAGUGUUACUGGAACCAGCGGAUCCACUGAGUCACCAGCCCACACGACAAAUAAGCCUCCCUCCAGCUGCCAUCAAACAAAAGUCUUUUGGAACAAUUUUUGAGGAGAAUGAACUCGCGCGGUCACUGAAACAACUACGCGCCGCCCAGAUUGCAGGGGAUGACAAAAUUGCUGACGACAGCAGUGAGGAGGACGAUUUUGAUGAGCGGAGAGAACAUUUCCAGAAGAGUCCUAAACCAAGUACUACCGAAGGUCACAAAAGUAUCCUCAAGGAUUUGAAGCAUAUCAAGGAUUCAGAUAAACGACGAGAUUUCCAAUCAAAGAAACAUGUUAGUUUGGAUUUGAGGCAUACACGCUUCCUGGAAAGUAUCCUCAAGGAAUCAUCGUCUGAUGAGGAGUUCAAGGAUAACCGCCAACAUUUUCAAGCUAGGAAGCAUCAGAGCUUAGACCCCAAAGUAACAUUUAAAUUUGACAAGGAACAACUAACAAGUAGCGACGAUGACUACGAAGUUGAAGUGAAGAGCUUGAUUCGUGAAAAGCGCUACGAUACCAAUUCAAUUAUCAUUGAUCUUAAGGAUCUAUCCAGUGAAGACGAAGACCUCAUUGAUACGAGGAAAAAUUUCCAACAGCAACGACAAAUAAGUAUUCAGUCGCAGAAGAGUGCGAGGUACUUUGAAAUGGAUGAACUGAGGAAGAAGGAUGAAAAUCUCAGGAAUACCAUACCAUUUGUGCGACAAAUCACAGAAGAUGGAAAGCCUAUGCUUGAAAUCUAUCGGCCUACAACAAAUCCCAUCUAUAUCUACACACAGGUCCUUGCUGCUCUUUCCGUUUCAAUGGGCUCGAUGGUGGUUGGUUUUGCUUCUGCAUACACAUCACCAGCCCUUGUGUCAAUGAUGGAUAGGAAUCAGACUUCCUUUGAAAUGGACAUGGAUCAGGCCUCCUGGGUAGGUGGAAUAAUGCCCUUAGCUGGUCUUGCAGGCGGUAUAUCAGGUGGUCCACUGAUUGAGUACAUCGGCAGGAAGAACACAAUUCUAGGAACAGCAAUACCAUUCAUUGUUUCCUGGCUCCUAAUUGCAUGUGCAUCAAAUGUGUGGAUGGUGCUUGCGGGUCGAGCACUUUCUGGUUUCUGUGUUGGUAUAGCAUCGCUCUCCUUGCCCGUCUAUCUCGGGGAGACCGUUCAACCCGAAGUUCGUGGCACCCUUGGACUUCUACCGACGGCAUUCGGUAACAUAGGUAUCCUAGUUUGCUUCAUAACGGGCAAAUAUAUGGACUGGUCGAGUUUAGCCUUCCUCGGUGGAACCCUACCUAUACCCUUUCUAAUCUUAAUGUUCCUGAUUCCCGAAACACCUAGAUGGUACGUUUCGCGGAAUCGCGAGGAUCAAGCAAGGAAAGCCCUACAGUGGCUACGUGGACGUGAUGCCGAUGUUGAUCCCGAACUUAAGGGUAUCAUGAAGUCAGCCAAUGAAGCUGAGAGAUCAGCCUCACGAAAUGCCGUACGGGAUCUCCUGAAGCGGAGCAACUUGAAACCACUGCUCAUUUCACUGGGACUUAUGUUUUUCCAACAACUUAGCGGUAUCAACGCUGUGAUCUUCUACACUGUAACCAUCUUCAAGGAUGCCGGAUCGUCUAUUGAUGAGAACCUCUGUACCAUUAUUGUGGGUGUUGUCAACUUUGGAGCUGUCUUUGUCGCAACGAUCCUUAUUGAUCGUCUAGGGCGCAAAGUUCUGCUCUACAUUUCGGACAUUGCCAUGAUUAUUACCCUAAUGACCCUUGGAACGUUCUUCUACCUUAAAAACAACGGAGCGGACGUGAGCAAUGUCGGUUGGCUGCCUUUGGCAAGUUUUGUCGUCUUUGUCGUGGGCUUCAGUCUUGGUUUUGGACCUAUCCCAUGGCUGAUGAUGGGUGAAAUUUUGCCAGGAAAAAUCAGAGGAUCUGCAGCAUCAGUUGCAACGGCUUUCAACUGGCUGUGUACAUUCAUUGUAACCAAGGCCUUUGUGGAUCUUGUUGAAACAAUUGGCCAACAUGGUGCCUUCUGGAUGUUUGGAGGAAUUUGCUGUGUCGGUCUCUUCUUUAUCAUCUUCUAUGUGCCUGAAACUCAAGGGAAAUCCCUUGAGGACAUUGAACGCAAAAUGAUGGGACGAGUCAGGAGAAUGUCCUCCGUGGCUAACAUGAAGCCACUGUCCUUUAACAUGUAAACAAGAUCCGGAACUCUUCAUUAGGUGCUUCAAAAGUGCUAAAUCAAUCCUCAAAGCCCUCGACGGUGGGCAAGAUGAAUUUAUGCAAUUAAACUUUUACCUUUUGACGACAAAAGGUACCUCGAUUAGAAACGAAUUGCCUUACUAAUUGAUAAAAAAAAGUGAAUGAAAGUGAAAUUAUACAUAAAAGAAAAACUUAAUAUAUUUUUGAGAAAAAAUUUUAACUAUUGACAAAUUAUUUUUAGACGAUUUUAAAGGUUUUUCCUUCAAUGUAGAAAAUCAAUAUUGUAAAUUUUAUUUGUGAUGAAAAUUAUAAUAUUGGAAAAUUAGGUGAAAAUUGAUACCAAAAAGAUGAUUCUUUUUUAUAAGAAAAAAAAAUAGGUAAAAAUUUUGCAAAAAAGACAUUUUUAUACGGGAUUUAUGAGGAAGAUAGGAAAAAGAAAAAAAUGUUUAGAUUGAUUUAUUUUGUACUUAUCGACGUACAGUGAGAAAACAAAGAUUUUAUACGUAAAAGAACAAUUGGAAGGCAAAAUCCAAAAUAUGUAUGUAUAUUAGGAAUGAAUCUCUCUAGGCAUUGUUAGAAAUUUUAUUUUGAGCUAAAACCCUUUAAGUUCCUCUUCUUAUUACAUUAAUAAGUGACUUAGAUCCAUGACAAGAAUACUAAAAAAAAAGUAAAUUAAAAAAAAGUUUCACUUUUAGCUUCAAUCCGCAAGAAAAGACUUUAGUUUUUAGUAGAUUUAACGUUGUAUAUUGUUAAAAAGAAACCAUCAUUCUUUCUACUUAUACGUUGAAAGCAUAAGGAAAUUUAUUUAUUAGACAUUUAGCUUAGGUGUAAGUAUAAAAGUGAAUACUAUUUUAUGCUGAACAAAGUGCCAGAGAGGAAUCCAAAUUAAUUUAUGCCAAAACAAUUAGAGAAUGACCCUGUUUUGCAUGAAAUAGCUAUGUAAAAUACUUGUGGUAAUUAUCUUUUAGUGACAAGAUUUGUAUAUAUGUUGUAGAAAAUAUUUAAAUUAUAUAAUCUCUACUUAUAUGCAUAACUGUGGAAUGAUAUUUCUGUAAAACCGUAUGGAGAAAAAUAUAUAUUUUACUGUAAACAA